CAGUCAGCGCGCCCGAGCGAGCUCGUAGACCAGCAGCGCGCGGAAGAGCCAGCUCGUGCUGUGGAAUCGCCUAGCUGGCAGCUGUUGGCGACCGAACUGCAGCUCCAACUUUCACCAUGCAGACUGGUUCUUGGCGCAGCGGGCUCGUCCUGAUGCUUCUUGCAAGUCUAGCGACGGGACGCAGGCUCGGCCGGGUAGAGAAUGACGACGAUGACGAGGACGAACAGCCGUGGAUGAGCGACCCCGGCGAGAUUCGUCGUCACCGUGAGCCGAAGCCGGCGCCGCCACCGGAGAACCCUAGUCCCUCGGGCUACAGCUACGACGAUCAAGAGCAAAUACCGCCUAGAGCUGAAUGCGAGGUGGACAGCUUCCGGAGAGGACAGUCUGAAUGCGACCGCAUCUUGCGGAUGAAUCUGCCUCACCACCACGGCAGUCACGAUUACGUUUGCUACGCACUGCGUAAGUACAAGAUGUGCGUCGCCAGUGUGAUGAUCCAGUCGAGCUGUUACGAAAGGACAUUCAUAUCCCAAGAGCUCCACAAGAUUCGGGGCAUCAUACAGGGCUACAGUGUUGACUGUUUCAACAUAACCAAAGAAACGAACCGGCGAGGCUUGAAAGUUCGGCGCCUCCGGUUCCGCAUGGCCAAGGUGAAGCUCUCGGCUGAGUGCAGCCCGGCGACGGCGUGGGCCGUUGAACUCACCUGUACGAAGGACUUCGAGUCUGACAUGAAGGCACUCUCUCAAUUAAACGAACCGUCCAAGGCAGUGAAAAAGUCUUGCAGAACCAUUCUUCGCUACUACCACUGCUUGACGCCUGUCACAGAAUCGGCAAGUUGCCAAAAGAAUCCCGAAUUCAUUAAACAUCUGGAGUAUUUCCCGAAAGCCAUCACCGCCCGGUACAAGGAAGUGUGCCUCAGGGAGCUCGAAAUCAGCCCAUCUCUCUUCAAGGAAAAAGUGAACACAUCGAUGGCCGCGGUGCUUGCGAAGGCCGACAACUGCAAAGAAGAGGAGGCAUCUCGAGAGUUUCUGGCGUGUGCCUUGGUGUUCAACGAAGUCGUAACACACACGAAUGACGACUUCAGAAAGUGCGAAGCCUACCGGAACUUCAUUCAGUGCACGAAUACAAUCGCCCGGACACUGAACUGUGGAGAAAGCUCCGAGUUCCACCAUCACGCUGUCCAUGUGCUGAGUGUCCUUCUCUACAACCUUCAGAAUAAAUGCACACAAAAUAAACGCGGCCGUGUAGGUGGAGAGAAUACGGGCGCCGCAGCAACCAACACCAGCGGUGCGCAUAAAGACAGCGUCCCGCAUAAAGAAGGCGUGCCGCAUAAAGAAGGCGUCCCACAUAACGAGGGUGGGCCGCGCCUGUCCGAAAACAUUCCGGAAGCAAGACCCAUCGAACCUACAUCGCCACCGCCGGAACACGAAGGUGGCCCCACGCGCCGAAGAUUCUUCAAGCACACAGACCAAGAUUUCAAGGAAACCACCGAGAACCCAUUCUACCCUCCACUUCGCAAGAUGCCGCUCGAGCCUCGCAUUCCUCAAGCCGAGGACUACCCGAGAAGCCACGACGACGACGACUCGUCGGCGUCGGAGAGAAAGCGACCCGAGCCGCGUCGCGACAACGAUGACCACCCGAGUCGAGAUAGCAGGCGCGGCAAGCAUGCCAGAAAAGGAGGCGCGCAUCACGGCGGCGGCGGCUACGAUGAACGCAGCAGCAACAAUGCAGAGGAGCGCGGCAGGAACAGUGGAGAAGGCAACGUCCGCAAGGGCGGCUUCAAGGGAUCCCGCGGAGAAGGCCGUCGCAAUCGGCCCAACAACUGGGGCGCCAAAAGGGACGACCUCGACAAGAACGAUGGCUACCCGGCCGACCCUAACGACGGCUUCCUGGAGGACUCGGAGCCAGAAGGAAUGAACCAACGCAAGAAAAAGCUGAACGAGCAGCUCUGAACAACGUCGGGCCC
Messenger RNA from Rhipicephalus sanguineus (brown dog tick), 1963 nucleotides. RefSeq lists its product as uncharacterized. The record is from RefSeq and is a predicted model, not a curated record. The coding region runs from base 117 to 1949 and encodes 610 amino acids. The transcript is spliced from 9 exons. NCBI's taxonomy places the organism in Eukaryota, Metazoa, Arthropoda, Arachnida, Ixodida, Ixodidae.